Messenger RNA from Antechinus flavipes (yellow-footed antechinus), 2041 nucleotides. RefSeq names its product metabolism of cobalamin associated C (gene MMACHC). Gene Ontology annotation, molecular function: demethylase activity; FAD binding; cyanocobalamin reductase (cyanide-eliminating) (NADP+) activity. The record is from RefSeq and is a predicted model, not a curated record. Gene Ontology annotation, cellular component: cytoplasm. The transcript is spliced from 4 exons. Lineage: Eukaryota; Metazoa; Chordata; Mammalia; Dasyuromorphia; Dasyuridae. Bases 399 to 1223 code for a protein of 274 amino acids. Gene Ontology annotation, biological process: cobalamin metabolic process.
ACGGGACUUAGGGGGGGCUCCAAAGCUUCGGGCCCGCCGCCAGCGCCGCCGCCAGCGCCCGGCCCCCCGACACCGGAGCCAUGGCCCCUAAUCCUCCCCCUUCCCUGCCCGAGGCUGCGCAGUUCAAGCCCAGCGCGCCGGCGCAGCCUCGAGCCCCCCUGGAAUACCGAAUCCGCUUCUCGCGGUCACAACGGGCUCCGUACGGCUAUCGAACUACGACUCCCAGCAAGCUUUGCGCGCGCCCCACCCGUCGACGGUAGUAGAGAAACUGCGUAGAAGCUCGGGCAGCCAAGCUGCGAAGCCGUUGGCCCAGCGCGCCUGCGCAACGAACUACACCUCUUAACUGAUGGGAGCUGCGCCUAGAAGUGCGCGGGCCGCCGAGAGCCUAACCCAGACCCAUGGAACCGAGGGCGGCUGAGCUGGAGGGCCGGAUCCGAGCCACGCUGGAACCCUUUGGCUUCGAGGUGCACCCCUUCCAGGUGGGAUGGUACAAUGCACUGCUGCCUCCAGCCUUCCAGCUGCCCCUGCCGGAGCCUACACUUGCUUUUGUGGUCCUCAGCACCCCUGCCAUGUUUGACCGAGCCCUGAAGCCCUUCCUGCAGAGUGCCCACCUGCAGCCUCUGAAGGACCCUGUGGACCAGUGUGUAGCCCACCAUCUCACCAAUCUUCAGAAGAGCCUUCCAGAACAGGAGAUAGUCGUCAUCACUGACUAUGACAUGCACCCCAACCGACGCCCCAAAAUCUUGGCCCAGACGGCGGCCCAUGUGGCCGGGGCUGCCUACUACUACCAGCGGCAGGAUGUGGAAUCUGACCCUUGGGGAGACAAGAAAAUUGCCGGAGUGUGCAUCCACCCACUGUACGGGGGCUGGUUUGCCAUUCGGGGCGUGCUGCUGCUUCCAGGGGUGGAGGUGCCCCACCUGCCCCAUCUACCACCUCUCGACUGCGUGCCCACCCAAGAAGGCCGUGUCGCUCUGCUGGAGAGCUUCAACUUCCGCUGGAGAGACUGGACUUACAGGGACGCCGUGGCCCCGGUGGAGCGCUACUCCGAAGAGCAAAAGGCCUACUUCUUGACGCCCCCUGCUCAGCGUCUAGCGCUGCUCGAGGGGCUCAGGGAGGACCCCACGUCCUUGGAGGCCCAGCCCAAAGAGACAGUGGGCCUCAAUUGGGGAAUGGGUCUGGCUGCCCCCAGAAGGGUCCUUGCUACUGUUCCCCAGGGGACUUAGGCCCCUCCCACCUCCAUUCCCAGCUGCUACCCACUUAUUUAUGACCAAGGCCUGGUUGUGGGACGGAGGGCAGGAACCAGAGGGGACAGACAGAACUUGAUUUUAAUCGAUAGGAAAUUCUUGCGGUUUCCUUGCUGGUCCUGCUCCUCCUGUAUAAAACGGUGGUCAGAACCUGCCUCCCCUCUGAGAGGGACUGAGGAGGAGCCCUGGGAAGGGGCUGAAGGCCUAAGGGAUGGGGUCGGGGGAGAGUUGAACUUGUCAGACCCCAUCCCCAAUCCUGCAUUCCAGCAGCAGCUAUUUCGGGUGCUGGGGGUUCCUGGGGAUCGCUGCACUUAGGAACGAGGCCAGUCUGGCUCCAGGAGAGUCUGUCUCUUUAAGUGGACCAUGGCAUCUCACCCAAGUGGGGAAACUCCCUCCCCCAUCUCUAGCCUUUCUUCCUUAGGCUCCCCUCACUACCGCCCCCCCAGGCAGAUUUAUGAUUGAUGUUACCCAUGGGGUAGCAGUUGGCCAGUCACCUUGACCAGCCCCCUCUGCUAAGUCCCUGCUUCCUUGCACUUGGUCAUGGCUAAGGAUCUUGCCUGGAGAGCAGUGGUCUUUUGUGGGGCCUGGGAGAGGGCCAGGCUCUAGCUAGGCCUUCUAACAGAGGUUGUAACCUUGACCUUCCGGGCAGUGUCCUAAGGAAGAGCUGCACUCAAUUCCCUUGGAGUACACUCAGGUUUCCCGAGUGUAAAAUAAAGCUGCUAAUAAUGCCUUACAGGGUUAAUGUGAGGUUCUAGAGAUAAUAUACUUGUAAUAUUAAAGAUUUGCAAAUCUUUGAA